Molecule: messenger RNA, 1485 nt
Organism: Hirundo rustica (Barn swallow)
Lineage: Eukaryota; Metazoa; Chordata; Aves; Passeriformes; Hirundinidae
Product: cytochrome P450 2J4-like
Exons: 9
Coding region: 13-1485 (490 amino acids)
Biological process (GO): xenobiotic metabolic process; arachidonate metabolic process
Cellular component (GO): cytoplasm; intracellular membrane-bounded organelle
Molecular function (GO): oxidoreductase activity, acting on paired donors, with incorporation or reduction of molecular oxygen, reduced flavin or flavoprotein as one donor, and incorporation of one atom of oxygen; iron ion binding; heme binding
Source: RefSeq, a predicted model, not a curated record
GCAGGCGCUAAAAUGUUGACCAUAAGUCAAGCUCUUGUAGCAGUGGUUGUAUUUCUUCUAAUUACGCAGUUUUUAAAGUUGCAGCGAGUGCGAAGACAGUUUCCUCCUGGACCAGUCCCUCUCCCAGUCCUUGGGACGCUGAUACAGCUGAACUUUCAGUUCAAUCGUGAUCUCCUCAUGAAGCUGGCAAAAAUUCAUGGCAACAUAUUCACCUUAUGGUUUGGAUGGGCCCCAGUGGUUAUACUGAAUGGAUUUCAAGCAGUGAAGGAUGGCAUGACCACUCACCCUGAAGAUGUUUCUGGGAGGCUGGUGUCACCUAUGUUCAGGGCCUUGGCCAAAGGAAAAGGAAUUAUGUUGGCAACUGGUCACACCUGGAAGCAGCAGAGAAGGUUUGCUCUGAGGACUUUACGCAACCUUGGUCUGGGGAAAAGAGGUCUGGAGCACCGAGUUCAAGAAGAAGCCCACUACCUGGUAGACUUCUUUGCAAGCAUGAAAGGGAAACCUGUGGAUCCCUCUUUCCCUCUUGUCCAUUCUGUCUCAAACGUAAUUUGUGCUGUUGUGUACGGACAUCGUUUCUCCAGAGACGACGAGUCCUUUCAUGAGCUGAUUAAAGCUACAGAACAUAUCUUCAAGUUCGGGGGCAGCUUUAUUCAUCAUCUCUAUGAAAUCUUCCCCUGGCUGAUGAGCCGUAUCCCUGGGCCUCAUAAGACGGCGUUGGCUUGUUAUGACGUCCUGAGCAACUUUACACGGAGAGAGAUCCAAAUGCACACAGAGCGCGGGACACCAGAGGAACCACAGGAUUUCAUUGACUUCUACCUGGAUCACAUUGAAAAAUCCAAAGAUGAGCCCAGGUCAACAUACAACGAAGACAACAUGGUUUAUUCUAUAAAUGACCUUUUCUUGGGUGGAUCAGAGACAUCAAGCACUACUUUGAACUGGGGCCUUCUCUAUAUGGUGACAAACCCAGACAUCCAAGAGAAAGUGCAGAAGGAGCUGGAUGCCGUUCUGGGCCCCUCCAAGUUAAUCUGUUACGAGGAUCGGAGAGAACUGCCAUACACAAACGCUGUGGUUCAUGAGAUUCAACGCUUCAGCAACAUUAUUUCAGUCGGCAUGCCCAGGGUGUGUGUGAGGAACACAACCUUGCUUGGCUUUCCCCUCAAAAAGGGCACCAUAGUUCUUCCAAAUAUUGCUUCAUCUUUGUAUGACCCAGAGCAGUGGGAAACACCUCGACAGUUCAACCCUGAUCACUUCUUGGAUAAGGAUGGAAACUUUGUGGCCCAAGAAGCCUUUUUGCCAUUCUCAAUAGGGCACCGGGUGUGUUUAGGGGAGCACUUAGCCAGGACCGAACUCUUCAUUUUCUUUGCCAGCCUACUGCGGGCGUUCACCUUCCAGCUCCCCGAGGGCGUGACAAAGAUCAACACGGAGCCCAUUUUGGGGGGCACUCUGCAGCCCCACCCCUACAGGGUUUGUGCCAUUCCACGCUAG